AUGUCAGUGGUGUCCUGUGGGGGGACACAGGGUGUCCCAGAACAUGUGUCCACGCUUCGCCGCCGGCUCUCCAUCCUGAAAGGGAACUCAGCUCCCUGCCCCCCAGGAAGCCACACGGGUGCUCUGUUCGCACAGGUGUUUGAGUGGAGCUCCUCUGAGGACGAGGACCCGCCUUCCGCGUGGAGAGCCGCGGGGGCCGUUCUGAAGCACAGCACCCCCGCGGAGGGCUUCCCUGGCCGGAGCCGGAGCCCGCGGGGUCCCAGGUCCUACCGCCCGGGAAGGGGCCCUGGAGACGGGUCCCCGCGGCCUGGGCGUGCCUCCCGGGACCUGCCGUCCCCCGUCCUCCGAAGGCAGCGGCUUUCUACCAUCUGGGCCUCCGAGGAGUCCAGUGUGCAGCCGGGGCCCGACCGCAGCCCCCAGGCGCCAGAGGGGGAGCCACCCGGGCCCACCGAGGUCCCCCACCCGCGGCGGCCACAGCCCCAGCGAAAGGCGAAGCCGGGAGAGCCCCCGGGGAGCUGGAGAAGAGGCCAAGGGCUGCCCGGGAUCUCUGACACCACCGGGCGGAGGCGCCGGGACCUGAGGAAGCUGGCGGCUGUGACGGAGCGCGUGAGGCAGUGGGAGGCCCGCCAGCUGCAGAGCAUCGAGGAGGCCACACAGCACGACCUCACGGUGCAGGACGAGUGA
Messenger RNA from Myotis myotis, 684 nucleotides. Its product is annotated as coiled-coil domain-containing protein 201-like. The transcript is spliced from 3 exons. The record is from RefSeq and is a predicted model, not a curated record. Lineage: Eukaryota; Metazoa; Chordata; Mammalia; Chiroptera; Vespertilionidae. Bases 1 to 684 code for a protein of 227 amino acids.